Messenger RNA from Fusarium coffeatum, 951 nucleotides. RefSeq lists its product as uncharacterized. Gene Ontology annotation, biological process: lipid storage. Gene Ontology annotation, cellular component: lipid droplet. The transcript is spliced from 2 exons. The record is from RefSeq and is a predicted model, not a curated record. Gene Ontology annotation, molecular function: lipase activity. Bases 1 to 951 code for a protein of 316 amino acids. NCBI's taxonomy places the organism in Eukaryota, Fungi, Ascomycota, Sordariomycetes, Hypocreales, Nectriaceae.
AUGGUUCCUCAAAUAUGGCUUCCGUCGGAGCGUUCUCAAGGAAGUAAAAGCAAGGCCCUCAUUUAUUACCUUUGUGGUAACCCAGGUCUUAUCGAGUACUACACCGACUUCCUCAGCAAUCUACGUGGCUUGUUGGACAAAAUUGAGACCAACACCGCGUACGACAUAUAUGGCACCAACUUGUUGGGAUUCAGCGAUGACGACCAUACGCCAUUCAGUUCGAGUAACAAACCCUGGGAUCUUGACGGGCAGGUCGAGGGUAUGUACGACAAGAUCGCGGCAAAGGGAGAGGCAUAUGACUUUGUGAUACUUAUGGGCCACUCUGUCGGGACAUACAUCGCGGUCGAGAUUUUCCAUCGACAUAUGAAAGAUCCCCAAAGAGCGCCACAUCUCAAGCUACGCCAUGGAUUUUUGCUAUUUCCAACACUGACGCACCUGGCUCGCUCCUCCAAUGGCGUGCAAUUCGUAUUGCUGGGUCGCAUCAUCCCGUUUCUUGACAGUGUAGCAUCGCUACUCGCGCGUCUACUGUUCGGGUUACUAAGCGUCGCAACCGUGACGUGGAUUGUGCAACGCCUGCUGGGCUUCACACCUGCAAGCGCGGACGUCACGGCGCGAUGGCUGAAGAGCAGAGAUGGUGUGUUGCAAUCUGUGCAUCUGGGGCUGGACGAGCUGGAGGUGAUCAGCGAGGAGAAAUGGAGUGAAGAGCUUUGGGCUACAUCCGGACAAGAGAACGGAGUGCCGCGGUUCUUCUUGUUCUAUGCGAAGAAGGAUCAUUGGGUUAACGACAAUGAGAAGAAAGACAUUAUGGAGCGAAGGGGACAGGUGGCCAGAAUUCUGGUUGAUGAUGGUGAUAUUCCACAUGCAUUUUGCACGAGAGAAGAUGCGAGUCUGGAGGUUGCGAGAAGGGUAUGCGAAUGGGUUGAGGAGAUCGAAGGACACAGAAGCGAAUGA